GGCAGGGUGGAGCCCUUGCGCAAGUUUGAGAAGCUGGCCUUGGUUCACCGCGUCUCGGGGACCAUAAACUCUUCCGCAACCGACCCGUCCACACGGAUCUCAGGGAAGGCCCGGCGCGCCGCUAAGUUCUCUCGCGUACUCCGCAGUUACGCGCGCUUUACCGCUAAGGGACAAAUAGUUCAACCGCCGUCAUGGACAAGAGGCCUUCUGCAGGCUUGAUCGUUACGAUCUUCUGGUUAGCUGCGGUGCCGACGGCUGUCGUCUCUGCGGCACCAGAAGCCGUCAGCCGUGCCACCAACGAACUGGGAAUGGUCCUCUACCGCAAGGUGGCCGAGACGGACCCCAAGGGCAGCAACAUCUUCCUGUCUCCCGUCAGCGUGGCCGCCAUCCUGGGCAUGGUCCAGCUCGGUGCCAGGGGCCGCACGCGGCAGCAGAUCAACGCGGCACUCGCCGGAGGCGCCGACUCCAACCGGCUGAUCAGUAGCGGCGACGACGAUGACCUGGCGGCCGGAUUCGGUGAGCUCUUUAAAGACCUCAACGCGGAGAAGGGAUACGAGCUGCGUCUCGCCAGCGCCGUGUUCCUGGCCGCGGGUCUGCCCAUAUUCGAGCGCUACAAGCGCGACCUCGAGAAGCACUUCGCCUCGGGCGUCUACUCGGCCAACUUCGCCAGCAACGCCCGCGAGGCCGCAGACGACGUCAACGCGUGGGUGCGCGACAUGACCGAGGACCGCAUCCCCGAGAUCAUCGAGAGGCCUCUACCACCAUCGGCGCCCAUGCUGGUUCUGAAUGCCGUGUACUUCAAGGGCCUGUGGCAGAGUCCGUUCAAGACGGAGGACACCGUGACCGGCGAGUUCUUCAACGAGGGCGGCUCUCGCGCUGUUCCCGUGCCGAUGAUGCGCCAGAAGGGCGAGUUCGUGUACGCGCUCAGCGAGUCCCUGGACGCGCACAUCCUCGAGCUUCCGUACGUGGGCGACCGCGUUGAUUUGGUCAUCGUGCUCCCGAGGCGCAGAGACGGACUAGCCGAGCUCGAGCGUAAGUUCAGCCUCGAAGCGGCGCGCGAGCCCCUGGCGGCGGCGCUGCCUCGCAAAGUGGACGUGUGGCUCCCCAAGUUCCAGCUCCAACAGGCCUACAGUCUCAAGGGAGCUCUGCAGUCGCUCGGGGUUCGCGACGUCUUCAGCUCGAGGGACGCCAACCUGACGGGUGUGUCGUCGAAGCGGCCGCUCGCCCUCGACGAAGUUUUGCACAAGGCCCUCCUCGACGUGGACGAGAAAGGCACCGAAGCCGUGGCGCUCUCCUCCGGCAUCAUUCGUCACUCCAAGACGCCCGGAGGCGAGGUCGAGUUCAAGGCUGACCAUCCCUUCCUUUUCUUCAUCGAAGACGUGAGGACCCAGACGCUGCUUUUCCUGGGACGCCUUCAGCGUGUGUGAAAGACA
Rhipicephalus sanguineus (brown dog tick) is the source of this 1433-nucleotide messenger RNA. RefSeq names its product intracellular coagulation inhibitor 1. Lineage: Eukaryota; Metazoa; Arthropoda; Arachnida; Ixodida; Ixodidae. Bases 192 to 1427 code for a protein of 411 amino acids. The transcript has a single exon. Gene Ontology annotation, molecular function: serine-type endopeptidase inhibitor activity. The record is from RefSeq and is a predicted model, not a curated record.